UAGAUGAAUUCAAACAAUAGUACGGUUUCGCAUUUGUCUGAAAACUACGAAACCAAAUAUUAUCCUAAUGAUUAAGAGAAAGAAAAUAAGAAUAUUUAAAUACCUACAUUUAUAUAAUACUAUGAACUUAAUAAUACUACAACUUUGAAUACAAUUACAUAAAAAUUAACUAACACCAUAAGUUAAAUUCAAGAAACUGAAAAUUCAUUAUAUGAAACAUUGUAGAAAACUGAGAUCACAGAAGAACAAAAACAACAGAUUAAAAUAAGAAUAAUAAAAUUAUAAAUGUUACAAGUCAUAGCAUAGUUUAAAACAGAAACUAAAUCAAAUUUAUCUGCAUUAUAAAGAGAAUUAAGAGAAAUUUAAAACUAUAUUCUUAAUGAAUUGCUUCAAUUUUGA
Molecule: messenger RNA, 399 nt
Organism: Paramecium pentaurelia
Lineage: Eukaryota; Ciliophora; Oligohymenophorea; Peniculida; Parameciidae
Source: the annotation of a GenBank genome assembly